Lithohypha guttulata is the source of this 2259-nucleotide messenger RNA. RefSeq lists its product as uncharacterized. Gene Ontology annotation, molecular function: cysteine-type deubiquitinase activity. The record is from RefSeq and is a predicted model, not a curated record. Bases 1 to 2259 code for a protein of 752 amino acids. Gene Ontology annotation, biological process: protein deubiquitination. Gene Ontology annotation, cellular component: nucleus; cytosol. Lineage: Eukaryota; Fungi; Ascomycota; Eurotiomycetes; Chaetothyriales; Trichomeriaceae. The transcript is spliced from 2 exons.
AUGGGUGCUCAGAAUUCGAGCACAGGAAGUCUCGAGAAGAUACCCGAGUCGUAUGAUCCUUCGUCACCUGCCGACUUUUACGGUCUCUUCAUCGAUGCAGGCAAGCCUUCCAAAGAUGAAGAAGCAAAGAUCAAGUCUCUUAGGCAAAGAGUACUGGACACGAAGGAAGUUUUCCUCAAGCAAGGUCACAUACUAUGGGCUAUCCGCUCAAAAGUAAGUGGUGGAGAUAGCGCCAUUGCAUAUGAACUACUGGUGGCUCUGUCCAAUGCAUCGGAAGGUAUCUUGACCCCCUUUGACCCAAACACCAGAUUGACGGGUGCUGUGAAUCGCCACGCCGUGACGUGCUACCUGGACUCUACGCUCUUCUCGAUCUUCUCACGUCUCGAUAGCUUUGAAGCCAUGCUCUAUAAUUCCGUCGAGGAUGUGCAGAAGCAGAAGCUUUCCUUCUUGUUGAGGCUAUGGGUUAACCUACUGAGAUCAGGCGUACUCAUCACAACUGACAUAACAAAAGAGAUCCAAGAGUGUCUGGCGAAAUGUGGUUGGGAGGAUGCUCGAGAGUUGCAUCAGCAGGACGCGUCUGAAGCCUUCACUUUCAUCACGGAGCAGCUAAAUCUACCCUUGCUAACACUGCAGAUGUCGAUACAUCAUGCCGGUAAACAUGACUCAGAUGAUAAGAAAUACGUGAACGAACGACUAUUGGAGGUUGCUAUACCAACACUAGAGAACGGCGAAUACCCCAAAGAAAUCAAGCUUGAAGACUGCUUGGAGGAAUACUUUAACAACCGCAUAGAAGUCAAACGCUAUCUACAAAGAAGGAACACAUUACAGUCUACAAACUCAAUCGAUUCAAAGGCUAAAGAGGCCGGCAUAUCUGUUCAUGUCGAAACGGUUGAACUCGAUGGCGACGCACCUACACCUUUGACGCCACUUUCGCCCAUGCCUCCCGCCCUACCUACCAGGCCUGCCAAUAGACAUCGAGCCUCCAGCCUCAUUCAAGAACGUUUUGUGCCAGAGAAGACACAGCUGUCAGGAUCACCAAUGGAUGACACAAGAUCGGCUAUUGGACGACUGAGACAAGGUAGCAUAAGAAAAGAGGUUCAGAUCCCAGCAUGGCAGGCUUACAGUCUGAUACCCUGGUAUACCAACGUUGCACCAUCAACCGAUGCACAAGUUGCGGCGCACUUCUCUUCGAAGAGACCUGUACUAGGUUUGUGCCUGAAGCGAUACUCUUUCACAAGUGCAGGCGAGGCCGUAAGAUUAGACACAUAUGUCGAUAUUCCUAUUGAGAUUGGACUCCCUUAUUUUAUCCAUGACGACAACAUGGAUGAAGACGGACCUCUCUACGGCAACUUCAAGCUCUCCUUGCAGUCAGUCGUUUGCCACCGAGGCAUUUCUGUUGAUUCUGGCCAUUACGUCUCCCUGGUUCGGAGCACUGCAAACAUGAAAGGCAGUGAGGGGGAGACGUCUCAAUGGCUCCGGUUUGAUGACCUCGCACCGAACAGGGUAAGCUCGGUCGAUAUCUACCAAGCACUAAAGAACGAAACACCAUACCUCUUGUUUUACCAGAUCCUUCCCGUAGACGGCGACCCUGGUAAUCUCACGGCAGGCGAGAUAUCCUCGCCUGGUCUAGAAACAGUCAAAGAGGUCGAUACAGCCACAUCAAGCAGCGCUCCGCCUGCUAUUGGGCCUAUUAGAGCAGUGGAUGGGACCAACGAGCAAGCAGCUUCGAGUCGACCUACUUCAGCUGCUAGCUCAAGCGAAACUCCAAGAGGUAGGACACCCGACUUCGAUGCCAGUCGCAGACCAAGUGCCAUAUCUUUCGUUGAUUACUUACCACGAUCUUCUCGAAAGUCACUUGAGCUUACUCAAGAACAAGGUGCAAUCAUGGAGCACAAGAAGAGUGGCUCGUUCAACAACGGCCUCACGAAGACGUGGUCCAAGCUUGGUAUGCGUACAUCCAGGAAGAACAGCAAAGAGGAUGUCGCUGUGGAAGAGAAGUCCGAAAGAAGUCAGAGCGGACCACAGAUACAAGUUGAGCGAGUCAGUACCAUAACCCCACCUGAAGAGACGAUUCAGGACAGGACAAGAAACAAAAGUGAGCCUGGCUUGACCAGCACAGCGCCGCCGGAGGUUGGCCAUGGUGCCAUAGCGACAGAUCUGGGCCGAUCACGCAGUAAACGUGACAAGAGUAGGGGUAGAAGGCUCAAGGUUGGAAAAGGCAAGCCGGAUGAGCAAGACCGCGAGUGCACUGUGAUGUGA